ACUCACCUGCUCAUCCUUCAGACGCAGAGGAGCUCACCUGUUGUGUACUUAUCAAAAAGCUGUCUCUGCAACACCUUUACCUUAGUGUCUUACCUCCAGACCAUUGCAGGACUUUCCUAGCAGCAAACAGAGGUGAAUCCAGAGAUGAUACUUUAUUUCAAAGUAUAGUCCUGCUGCUUUAACCUUGAGCAGAAUGAGAGGAUUUUUUGACACUUUGCAUGUACUGUGGUAGUGGCAAGAUAGGAUGACGUCCGUAUAACCAAGGAAUGUGCCAACUUUGAUGGACCAUGAAGAAUUGGGUGCUAGCCCCAAAUUAGAUUGUUGGCUUAGCCAGUGACGGAGAUUUGUGAAAAUUGUACAUGGACCCCAAAUUUCAGAAACUCCACUGAUGUCUGCCUUGCUGCUGGUCUGUCUUUGGGUUGUCUUUAGUGGGACACAGAUAAGCGAAACUAUCGGUCUGAAAUCAUGGACACCAUGCACAGACCUCCGGCCUCUGGACAUGUUGUCAGAAGUGAUCUCCCCUAGCAAGUCCUUAGCAGGAUUACGGAUGGUACAGUCUCAGGGAGCCCGUGGGUUUCGUCUUUCUGCAUCACCGCACGUCCUGAGUUUUCCAUCUUCACGUCUCUUCAAAAAUUGCCAUCUCUUUCCAGAGGAGUUUUCCCUUGUGGUCACUGUAAAGAUUCCCAGCCUCCCACCCAAGAAAAAUGAAUACCUGUUCACUGUGAAACCAGAAGGAAGAGUAAAUAUCCUCCUUGGCUUAAGAUACUCAGAUAACAAACUUCACUUCUUAUUCUGGAAUAUUGAAGGCUCCCGAGAAUGGCAAACCAAAGUUACUUUUCGUGGUGUUUCCCUCGCCAAUGAUCUGUGGCACACACUUGUUUUAGCCGUAUCUGGUAUUUCGGUUUCUCUCUCUGUUGAUUGCAGUAUCCCUAUUGAAGUCGUCCUAGACAAACCAUUUCCAGCAUUCCUAAACACCACCAACUCCCGGAUAUAUGUCGGAAGCAGAAGGCGACGUAAAGGUUUUUUUUCUGGCUUGUUGAGGCAACUUGUUCUUCUGCCAGGAUCUGACGCCACAGCUACUAUAUGUCCUAAUGCCAGACCAAGGCUUUCGGAGCUGUCCAUUCCUGAGGUGCUGAAGGAGCUACCACUUAGGACUGAAGGAAGUGAUAUUCAGCUUAUGUACCCAUACGAAGCCGAUAUGAAGGUGACAUUGGGCCCAAAGCCCUUAUGCUCAAAUAGUGAAAUAUCUCAAUUCUGGAUGGAUACGUCUCUCAAGGGUCUCUUCCUAUGUAAUGGCAUUGAGUGGAUACCAGUACUUGAAAGGAAGGAGAAACUUGACUAUGUGGAGGACUAUCAGAACAUUGCCACUGCUUCAGAAUCAAUGGGGUUAGAGAUCUUCUAUAUUCCAAAUAUGGGUUACUUUGCUGUAAUGGCUAACAAGAACAGCCAGCCUGGCUCAGCCCUCUACAGGUGGACCAAUGGUAGAUUUACAAUUCAUCAAUACUUCUCCACCUACCAAGCGCAAGCCUGGAAGCACUUCACAAUAGAAAAAAGGAUAUUCUUAGCCUUGGCUAACUUUGAAAAGAAUGAUGACGGAGAGGAACUGUCAGUCAUUUACAAAUGGAACCCGAAGAAAAUGAAGUUUCUUCUGUAUCAGACAAUACCAACAUACAGUGCUCGUGACUGGGAGGCCUUUCACAUAGAUGGAGAGACUUUCUUGGUUGUUGCCAAUCACAGGGAAGGCAACAACCACAACAUUAAUAGUAUUAUUUACAAGUGGAAUGCAAGCAAUGGGCUCUUUGAGAUCAAUCAGACCAUCCCUACCUCAGGUGCUUACGACUGGGAAUUUUUCAGUAUUGGACCAUAUUCGUUUUUGGUUGUCGCAAACACAUUUAAUGGCACAUCUACCAACAUCCAAUCUCAUAUCUAUAUCUGGCUGGGGAGCACCUUCAGACCAUUUCAGUCUAUAAUGACCUUUGGAGCAUCAGACUGGGAGUUUUUCAGAAUUCAGGAUCGCUUCUUUCUCGCGGUGGCCAACAGUCACAAUUACACAGUGGGGAUUAAAAUGCAGAAAACCGAAGAAUAUGCCAUCAUCUCCACUAUAUAUGAGCUGAACAUCACUGCACAACAGUUUGUCAAGUAUCAAGAUAUCCUCACUUACAGUGCUGUUGACUGGGAGUUUUUUACACUUGGAGAAGACUAUUUCCUAAUUGUGGCAAAUUCUUAUGAUGGUAAUUCAUUCUCUGUCAACAGCGUUAUCUACAGGUGGCAGGGCUUUGAGGGAUUUGUGGCUGUCCAUUACUUGCCUACCUAUGGCUGUCGAGAUUGGGAAGCAUUUAAAACCAAAAAUGGCUCCUAUAUAAUGUACUCCAGUGCUAAGGAAGCAACCGCAAGGGUACUGAAACUGAAGACGAUAUGAAUAUCGGGAAAGCGAAAAGUAUAAUAGUUCUCCAUAGAAGAUUUCGGGAACUGCUUUAUAGCUACCACAUAUCAAAUUUAAACAUUACUGCUAAAUCUUGAAAGAAAAUAUCCAUGUUAAAGCUCAUUGCAUGUUCCAAAUCGAAUGCAUGGUAUCCCCUGGACAGAAAGAUGUGGUUUUAGGUAUAAUUGUAAGGCUUUGUCCCCAUACAACAGAUUUAUUGUGGAAAUUUUUCAUUUCAUUUGUUUUAUUUAAACAACCCAAUUCAAAUGUGUGGAACUAUUUUUAGUUGCAUAAAAUUUAGCAAAAACUGCCAUGUGUGAACAUACCAUUACAGGAAAAAAUGUUUUGCAGUAACGUUUAUUAGGGCCUGUCAAAAUGCACCUGAAAAAAAUAUGAAAACCUAAGUUCUGAAAAUAAUACAAUGAGUAUUUGCCCAAAGUCGAGUAAGGUAACUGAGUCACCAACUAGUAGUAAAGGGUAGUGUAUACCUUCCUGGUGGUGAACCAACAAAUCCACAAUGCAAGGCAGACAGCAUACUGUGUGGGAAUAGUAUAGCGGUUGCCUAGGAAAGUCUUUAGGCCAUCUUUACAUGGGCUGAUUAUUAGGUGAAUAAGCAAUUCUAGGAACUCUUGUUCUCAAUAAUUGGACUGUGUAAAAAAGCAGUGCUCAGUCGACAAAUGAACAAACACCCGUUCGUCUCCUGACUACAUCUUUUUUAUCAUCAUUAUUGGCUGCACAUAGUCCUGUAUAAUAGGUGUUAUGCGGGUGAUAAUGAAGAAUUUUAAGGACCACACAAAUAAUCAGUGAUCGCUUGGUGAGGCCUGGCCACAUGGUUGAUCAAGCCUUGUUAAGGCUCUGUAAACAAGCACUGAUCACCAAGAUUGGUACUCAUUUACUGUAGCUAGCAUGUGUAAAGGCCUUUACCCAGCUAUGGGUAAUAUUGACCCUACUCCUAGGUGAAGUGACAGCCCUAAUAAGUUUGGCUUUGCUCUCAAUCUGUCUCUCCCUAAUACACUAUAAUACACCAUAAGGAAACAGCAUAUCGCAGUGAGUUAUACCGUUUCCAUACUUUUUAGGGAUACAUUUGAAUGCUUGAAGUACAUAUUCCAAUCCUGCAAUAAAUCCAGUACAAUGUGGUGCUGUACUUUUCUCUGUAAUCCACUGUAGUAUAGUGCUAUCCAUAACACAGCAUCCACGGAAGCAUGCCACAAAUUAUUCUAUUGCAUUCAUAUAGAAUACAACAGAAAGAAAAACCUCUUCCUAUAUGAAAUCAGGGGCAUACAGGGGUGUAGUUUGGUUCCAUUAAAGGGGUACCCAAUUGGAA
Messenger RNA from Hyla sarda, 3746 nucleotides. RefSeq names its product thrombospondin type laminin G domain and EAR repeats (gene TSPEAR). Gene Ontology annotation, biological process: signal transduction. The transcript has 12 exons. The coding region runs from base 389 to 2419 and encodes 676 amino acids. Lineage: Eukaryota; Metazoa; Chordata; Amphibia; Anura; Hylidae. The record is from RefSeq and is a predicted model, not a curated record.